AUGCUGGAAGAGUGGGCGGGUCUUUUUCCUCUUAAUGAUGUUUUGGAAAUGGUAUUCGUGAAUGUAGACAAAAUAAAUUGUCAGGCCUGUUUGCGAGAGAGCGAAGAAGAGGAUGCAACAGAAUAUUGUCUCGUUUGUUUGGAGUAUUUAUGCAAAAUGUGUAUAAAAUAUCAUAAAAGGGGACUUACGACUCAAAACCACAAAUUAAUUCCAUUGACAGAAUUGAAAACAACUAGUAUUGUACCAAAUGCUGUCAGAGAAAACACAUGCCUGAAUCACCAAGGCAGAAAGAUAGAACUAUUCUGCAAUGACCAUGAAGAACCAUGCUGUACAAUGUGUGUGAGUAUGGAACACAGAGAAUGUGGAAGUGUUGACACAGUCGAAAAAACCGCUCAAAACCUAAGGGAAUGUUUGAAAGAAAAUAAUGAUAUCAUCCUUGAAGACAUGCAAAUUCUGAAAAACAAGCUGGCCGAUGCAAAGAAUGAACAGGAAAUGUUAGUCCUUAAAUUACACGACAGAUCUGCUAGUUUUUCAGAAAGUGCUGAACAAGAAUUUAAUGCCGCUAUUCACCACUUAGAGUACCUGAAAAAUGAACAUUUAACAAAUAUGUCAAAAGUUGUCAAGAAAACUAAAGAGAAGUAUGACAAAUGCAUGAAAUCAUUCGUUGAUGGAAUUCAGUGCGCGGAUUUUUGUACUGAAAAUCUCGAGGAAGCAAAGAACGAAGAUGAUGACGCCGAAUCAGUGAUAAAGUAUUACAGAGGAAAGAAGAUAACUGCUCGACUGAAAAAUUUUAAAUUUUCACAAAUACACAUCGAGAUUGAAGAAGAAAAGCCUUAUAUUUUGGAAGAAAUCAUGGAUUUGAAAAGUCUCCAAGAAGCAAAUGUUACCGAGUCAGUUAUUGACAUUAUGACUGACUUGAGAAGAGUUCAGCUGAAAAUAAUCUCUGAAUUCAGGAUUGAUGUUGGAUGUGUGCGUGAUGGAGCAUUUCUAGGAAAUGGACAGUUUAUUCUUUCAACCAGGAAACCACAAAGAAGUUCCUAUGAUGAUAAAUGUUUUGUAUAUGAUAAGUACUGGGAAUGUAAAAGUAUAAUAGGGUCAUUAUCCCAGCCAUUUGGCCUCGCACAAAAGGAUAAAGAAUUGUUUGUAGGAUGCACAUUAUCAAAAUGUAUAACAGUGUUAUCGCUUACUUUCCUUAACAAGGUAAAGACAAUACGGAUUGGAAGGGAGAUAUUUGGAAUUGCAUAUGUACCUGGUUAUUUCUAUUUGGCAUGUGACAACAAAAUUAUAAAAAUUUACGAAAACGGAAGGCAUAUUAAAGAAUAUAACACAGGAUUUGGAGUAAAAUAUAUAAUUUCCUCAGGACGAAAUAUUGUGUAUAGUAAUACGAAUACAAACGAAGUGACAGCAUGGAAUAACAUGGAUUUGACUAUAUGGACAUACAACAGUCCCUUCCUAAUAUCACCAUGUGGACUUGAUAGAGACACCGAUGGCAACAUAUAUGUUGCGGGAAAGCAAAGCGACAAUAUCCACGUGCUUUCCAGUGAUGGUCAAUUGAUUCGACUCUUUGAGGAUAUUCCAAGGCCGGAUUUUAUGAAAAUAAACCAAGACAGAAACAUCUGUUGUGUAUGUAGCAAUCGAAGAAAUAUAAGAGUGUACGAGUUUAAAUAA
Molecule: messenger RNA, 1668 nt
Organism: Saccostrea echinata
Lineage: Eukaryota; Metazoa; Mollusca; Bivalvia; Ostreida; Ostreidae
Exons: 1
Coding region: 1-1668 (555 amino acids)
Biological process (GO): positive regulation of DNA-templated transcription
Cellular component (GO): nucleoplasm; chromatin
Molecular function (GO): ubiquitin-protein transferase activity; zinc ion binding
Source: RefSeq, a predicted model, not a curated record